This is a messenger RNA of Nylanderia fulva, 1050 nucleotides long. NCBI's taxonomy places the organism in Eukaryota, Metazoa, Arthropoda, Insecta, Hymenoptera, Formicidae. The record is from RefSeq and is a predicted model, not a curated record.
AUGAUCAAAAUUCCACCGACAGAAAUUGUACAACCGGAUCAAAGUUAUUACAUACCGCAUCAUGCUGUCUUACGUGACAGUAGUGCAACUACUCGACUGCGGGUUGUUUUUAAUGCAUCCUGCCGUACCACUAACGGAACCUCGUUAAACGAUAAUAUGUUUAUCGGACCUAAACUUCAAAAGGAUUUGGCCGCUGUCAUAAUGCAGUGGCGCCAAUAUCGUUACGUAUUUACCGCCGAUAUCGCCAAAAUGUAUCGUCAAAUUUUAGUUGACUUCCGCGAUACUGAUUACCAGCGCAUUCUAUGGCGCUCUUCUCCCAGCGAACCUGUUCGCGACUACCGUCUUCUUACCGUGACGUACGGCACUGCCGCCGCUCCGUAUCUCGCUCUUCGAGUGCUAGACCAACUCGCUGAAGAUGACGGUGCUCAAUUUCCGUUGGCCGUCCCUGUUCUACGUCAUCAAACAUACGUUGAUGAUUGCGCGUUCGGAGCCGACGAUCAUAUCCUUGCACGGCAAACACGAGACCAAUUAAUCGCGCUUCUCGCUAAAGGAGGCUUUCGCCUACGAAAGUGGGCAAGUAAUUCUCCAGAUCUUUUGUCAGACCUCGAUCCUGCCGAUCAUGGACUAGCCACUCACAAAGUCCUCCAAGACGAUGAACACCUUAAAGUGUUAGGAGUUAGUUGGAAUCCAAAGCUCGAUGCGUUUCAACUUCGCGUAUCUCUCCCGUCUUCGCCGGGAAAAACGAAAAGAGCUAUUCUCUCGACAAUCGCUGGGUUUUUCGAUCCGAUGGGAUGGGCCGCUCCCGUCAUCAUCGGUGCAAAGAUCUUUAUGCAACGAUUGUGGUCGAUCCAAUGUCAGUGGGACGACGACAUUCCGGGUGAACAUUUCGACCACUGGGCAACUUAUCAUCACCAACUACCGCAUCUCGAGACGCUCAGUAUUCCGCGUUGGACGACGCACGGAUCUCAUACUCUGCACAGCGCACUCCAUGGCUUUUCCGAUGCCUCAACUAUGGCUUUCGCAGCCGUUGUUUACCUUCGCGUUUGUUAA